Messenger RNA from Stylophora pistillata, 881 nucleotides. RefSeq names its product protein THEM6. The record is from RefSeq and is a predicted model, not a curated record. NCBI's taxonomy places the organism in Eukaryota, Metazoa, Cnidaria, Anthozoa, Scleractinia, Pocilloporidae.
UCGGUUCUUUGGCUGAGAAGACAGUUAUGGGGCGAGCGAAGAAUCUGAUUUUGGUUUUUCUGGCAAUUGUUGUGACAGCAGUGCUUCUAAGGAGACUACUAGGAGCAUAUGCCUUAAUAGUUCCUCUUCUUUAUAUGUUUUUCGACGUGAAUUGGAGUCUACGCGUGACUUGGAUCGUUUUGAGAAACAUUGUUUUCCGCAGCAGAGCUUCAGUCCCUGAUUUCUUGGAAAUUUUUGAGACAACUUUUAUUGUCCUUCCGUCGGAUAUCGAUCUGAAUCUUCACAUGAACAAUGCUAGGUAUCUCCGUGAAUGUGACUUUGGAAGAAUUAAUUUGUGGAUUACAAGUGGAAUGAUGCGUGUAAUGAGAAAGAGUAAGUGCGGUGUGACAAUAGCUGCAGCUAGUGUGCGUUAUCGGCGAUCACUGGAACUUUUUCAAAAAGUAUUUCUAAAAACAAGAGUCAUAGCAUGGGAUGAGAGUGCGUUCUAUCUUGAGCAGCAAUUCAUGGGAGAGGAUGGCUUUGUUUAUGCUGUUGCUUUAACAAAGAAUACAGUAAUUCAAGGAAAUAAGAGAGACAGAUUAGUUUCACCUGCUGAACUAGUUCAGCAACUAACUGGAUGGAAUGCACCUAGUCCAUCCAUACCUCAUAACUUACAACUUUGGAUUCAGUACAACAGUGCAUCAAGUGCAAUGUUAAAAAAUGCUUUGUAAAAAUACAUCUGUUCUGCAGGCUAGUGAUUUGGUUGCUAAAUUUACAGCAAAAGUUUCCCACUUGGUACCCCUUGUUUGGUGGUCAAGUAGCUACUGCAAUUUAAUUAUUAUUUAGUGUUUUAUGGCAUAAAGUUGAGUAUAAAAUUUGCCCAAUAAAAAUAAUUUAAUAAA